Molecule: messenger RNA, 4623 nt
Organism: Sus scrofa (pig)
Lineage: Eukaryota; Metazoa; Chordata; Mammalia; Artiodactyla; Suidae
Source: RefSeq, a predicted model, not a curated record
CAAGUGCGCGCUGCAAUUGGCCAGAAGUCCCUUCAGGGUGGGGUCAAGAGACUUACCUCAGCGGGUCCGCGCGGGAGAUUCUUUGUGUUCGGCGGUUGCAGCUCGCGGAAGUUGUGGGGCAGCAGUGGCCGGCGCGGCACCGCUCUAGGUACGUUGGGGCCUGGGGGAGAGCCCCGCGUGAGCGGCGGUUGGCCGGGACGGCGGUUUCUGGGGCGCCAGGGGCCUCUCUGAGGGCCGGGCCGCCAGAAGCCCCGAACGCCGCUCGAGCCGUGCGGUUGCGGCGGGGCUGACUCUAAGGCGUCCGCGGAGUCGCUGGGGCUCCGACCCGACCGCGAAGACGCCUGUGAAGGGCGAAAGGACCCGUGUCCACCCGCUUCCCGAGCGCACCGCGGGUGGAGCCGGAGUGGUGGGUGUCGCUGCGUCCGGGUCGGGGCCGCGGAGGGACCUGGCCUCAGGUUUGGUAGUCGCCGAGUAAGUAUGAGUGUGGGGCGCGACCGGACUACUUUAACAAACUGAGGGAUGAAAUGUAGUCCCCAGCCCAGGUUUGGGGAUUCCGUUGCCAAAUUUCCAGGUAUUGUCUUAGUCCUGACUCAUAAUUUAUCUGAAGAAAUCAGGUGCCAAAAUAGUUAAUUGGUCAUCACCAGGCGACCGAGAGGCUUUCCUUCCAGUAUGUUGUUAUGAAGAAGGCACUAAAACGUCAGGAAAAGAAAUUGAGUAUUAUGCCCACACGAAAGAACCUGGAGCACAAACGUGUAGUGUAUACCUGUGGAGCUCACCAGUGUAGGGAUGCUGUGAUUGAAGGAUGAAAGCCGUGUACAGGCGGGCAUGCUGCUUUAACACAGUUUAUUUUUUUACAAGUUAAAAAAAAUUGACAUUUCCUGCUUAUCACUCCCCCCCCCCAUCUAAUUUCUCCAAUUUUGGCAAAGUUCAAGAAUGUGUCCUGUCCAGGGGAAGCAAUUAUUUUGCUUUGACUCUGACUGAAACCUUGCUGUGUACGGAAAACUGACUUACGCCUUUCGGUGUUACUAUGUUGAAGUUUCCCACAUUAUAAGCCGGCACGUGUGCUUGCUUUGUGACGAGCUAGUUCUUACUGCUCUAAAGACUCAUAGAUGGUCAAGACCUAGAAAAAAUUGAUUGUACUGAAUAAUUCAUUAGAAGUAAAGUUUUAAAAGCUAGAAGAAUUACGUGAAAUCCACUUAAACGGACUGUUAUACUAGAUAAGGAUUUAAUACUCUUCUCAUUGUGAUUUUGUCAUAUAUUGUAGCCAGUAAAUGACCUGCGACAUAACUAUUUGCAAAACAAAUGGGGAAGAACAUUCAAGAUAAAGAUAAUUUCUAUCACAGGGAGCCUAUUGAAAAUACAAAAAUGAAGCAUCUGACUGAAGGACCAGCUACACUGAAUUCAGCUCUUGUGAAGAUAUAAAAAAUGGCAAGUCCAGAUAGAAGUAAACGGAAGAUAUUAAAAGCCAAAAAAACAAUGCCUGCAAGUUGCCGGAAGCAAAUAGAGAUCUUGAAAAAGUCAAAGAAUGUUGUUGAAGCACCGAAAACAGCAGCUCCUGGGAAUAAUGUGUCAAGUGAUAAUCAGAAUUCAAGUACUGGUAUCAUUAGCAAAUGUAGACAUUUUGAAAAUGAUGCUUCUUCAGUGGAGUCUUCCAAAAAUUCAGUAUGUUCACCAAAAAGUAAAUUAUUUUCUCAGAAUUUAAUAAAACCACCAGAAAUUGUUGAUUCAGAACCAAGAUUGGAAUACACUGAAGAACAAGUUGGGUACCCUUAUGAAAAACCAAGUGAAACAGUACAGUCUCCCGGGAAACUCUUUACACAAGAGGCAGAAGAUUCACAAAACACUUCUGAAAACCAUUUUGAAUGUCAGGCAAAUAUAACAAGAUCCUGUUUUGAACAUGAAGAGAAUUGUGAUAUGAAAUCCAUUUGCUGUCAUCCAUCCAGGGAACUGACUGGUGUAGUUCAAAUGCCAAAGUCUUCAAUAACCAAUACCUUGGAUGUUAAGAGAAUUGAUAAGAUAGUUUCCUAUUUAGAAACAAACUUCAACUCUGAGUUACAUGAUAAAAGGCAAAAUGACAUUUUAAGUUCAGAUACCCCUUUUGUGCCUGUAGAUAAAAUACCUAAGUUGGUAAAUUCAGUCAUUUCCAGUAACUGUGCUGCUGACAUUUUGAAAAGUGAAGAAUCCUGUAGAACCUGUCAUUCCAGCAUUUUAAAUUGUCAAAGUACAGACACAACGUGGCUGCCCUCACUUGACACUGAUAGUAAUAACAGCCAUAAUCAGAAGAAGAGGAUGUUUUCAGAAAGCAAAGAAAAUGUUAAGCGUGUGAAAACUUCAGAGCAAAUUAAUGAAAAUAUUUGUGUAGCUCUGGAAAAGCAAACGGCAUUGCUGGAACAGGUCAAACAUUUGAUUCGACAGGAGAUCUGUAGUAUAAAUUACAAACUAUUCGAUAACAAACUGAAAGAAUUGACUGAACGUAUUGGGAAGACACAGUGCAGGAAUAAACAUGAAGCGAUAGCUGAUCAACUCUUCGCAAAAAUAGCAAAACUUCAAAGACGUAUUAAAUCGGUAUUGUUAUCUCAAAGGAAUUGUUUGGAACCAAACACGGUAUCCAGUAAUACAACCUGCAAGGUUGUAAAUUCAGAGACUAUGAAUUUGGAUAAGAAUACAGAGUCAGUUAAUAGUCCACAGGAAAGAAAAACUUCUGUGAACUCGGAACCUUCUAACCCUUCAGAAAAAGCAAGUGAAAAGGUUAAUGUGUCACGGGAUCAUAAUGAGGCUGUUUCUGAAAGUAACGAUGAUGAUGUUGUGUUGAUUUCUGUGGAAAGUCCUAAUUUGACAACUCCAGUUACAUCAAAUUCAGCAGAUACUGGAAAAAGUACAUUAGGAUGUUCUAACGAUUCCCCUGAUGCUGAAAGUGAAGCCAUGCUUUUUCAGGCUAUGGAGAAGAAACUUGAUUCUGUGAUUGACCUGACAAAAGAAGGCCUGUCAAACUGCAGCACAGAAACUCCAGUGUCCACCCUUGAGUCACCUACGAAAGCUGUUUCAGUCUCAAAAGAGGCAACCACAGUGGCACAAAAUGCAGCCCAGGUUCCUGAAUCCUUUGAGCACCUGCCACCUCUCCCAGAACCUCCACCACUACUGCCCGAACUCGUGGACAAAAUCCGAGACACGCUUCCUCCCCAGAAGCCUGAGCUGAAAGUAAAACGAGUGCUGAGACCCAGGGGCAUUGCCCUGACUUGGAACAUCACCAAAAUCAAUCCCAAGUGUGCCCCCGUGGAAAGCUACCACCUGUUCCUGUGCCAUGAGAACCCUAAUAAUAAGUUGAUUUGGAAGAAGAUUGGAGAAAUUAAAGCUUUACCACUCCCAAUGGCCUGCACUUUAUCUCAGUUUUUAGCUUCCAACAAAUACUAUUUUACUGUCCAGUCAAAAGACAUUUUUGGACGAUAUGGGCCAUUUUGUGAUAUAAAAUCUAUUCCUGGGUUUUCUGAAAGUCUUACCGAAGGAAAAAGUACUUGAUAAUUGUGUAUUGUACAUGUUUAUUUUUUUCUAUUUGAGUUGUUUGUUUACAGUGUUCUCUAACACUAUUUGAUGUCUUAAAGGCCAGUUCAGAUUGUGAACCCUUUGUAUAGGGACAGUCCUUUUCCCUACGUUGUAAGCGGCCUUCAUGAAUUUCUGAUUUGCACUCAGUAAGUACUGCCAAAGGCUAUGUUCUAAGACAUACACUAUCAUGGACUCAUGUCGCUAAGCUGCGUUAGAUACAGUACCUCUGGUGACUAGAGCUGCUGCUGCUGUCAGAAGCCCUGGGGUGCAGGCAGCCCCCAUUUCCUCUGUUGACAGUCAGCUUCGGGAGCCCUGCUUAUGGUCAGUAUUGGUGCAGGAAAAUUCAGUUCUUUACUGAGAUCAGAUCAUCCCUAGGGUGCAUCUCCACCACAAUUUUAUGAAAAUAGAUGUCUUCCCAUUCUCUUCAGAUUCUAAGGGCUAUGAAUUUGUGCCCCCUUUUUGUUUCGGGCUAUGUCAAUCAUUUGGGGAAAUAGUCUAGAGGUUUUUCCCUAAAUCAGUUUAUAUACUCAAACUGUGUGCUGUGCACACAAAAAAAUGCAGUAUCUCUUAUAAAUUAUCCAACCCACUAAUUCAGUUGAGAAAAAUGGACUUGUCUGCCUUAGAUGUAAGGCUUUAAUUUGCUGGUUCCCUAACGCAACCACCACCACCACCACCCCCCCUUUUUUUUUUUUUUUACUUAUUUCCUGGCUGCCAUCAUUACUCAGAGGAAGAACAUAACUCCCAUAGGUGUGUCCUCCAAACCUCUGUCUUCGGGCACACUGACUGAAACCGUGGCUCCGUAAGUCGCCCAAGAAACUUGACGGCCAGGCAGACUUGAUGAGUGUGGUUGGUCAGGACCCGAUGGGACAAAACUGUGGAUAAGUAAUACCAGGAUGCUGAGAAAACAGAAAAAUAACUGUUAGCGUGGAAGUGUGUUCAAGAGGCAUUCUUUCCUGGUAUAUAGACAAAGUUCAGGCUUCAGAGGCUCUGAGGUUUAGACAAUUGAACAGGGAAUGGUUUUCCUUGGCAUUUUGUGAAUGCCUUCACGCCUUCCAUCAUAAAUAAAGCUGUUAUUUUCCAGUC